ACAAAAUCUUAGGUGUGUGUAACUUAGGAGGAACUUACUAAACAGAACUGGCUAAACAUUCCUAUAUUCUAGGAUCACUUGUGUGUUUAAUUGGCGAGCGCACAGACGCGGAUGUCACAUUGGAAAGGUGAAAGAAAAACUCGACCUGAUUCCAAUGUUUCAGAUUCUCCUGGUUCCAGGUCUAUGGAAAUGCAGGAUCUAGCAAGUCCACACGGUCGCAUGAGUGGAAAUAGUGAAUCUCCCAAUGGUCCCAAACUUGACAAUUCCUGCAUCAAUAAUAAUUCCGUGCCACCAAAUGGUACUGAGGCAAUCGGUAGCGGCUUUAGCCCAAGACAAACUCAUCACUUUUCUCCUCAGAUUUAUCCUUCCAACAGGUCAUACCCACAUAUUCUUCCUACACCUUCAUCACAAACCAUGGCAUCAUAUGGACACUCACCAUACGCUACAGGAAUGCAGCAAGCAUCAAUUUAUGCAACAUAUCCACAAUCAGGACAACAUUAUGGAAUCCCAUCCUAUGGCAUCAAGACUGAAGGUGGAUUGACACAAUCACAGUCUCCUGGCCAAACAGGAUUUCUGAGUUAUGGUUCAAGUUUAAGUGCACCUCAACCAGGCCAAGCCCCUUACAGUUACCAAAUGCAAGGGGGAUGCUUCACAUCAGCAUCAGGAAUUUACACAGGAAGCAACUCGCUGACAAACUCCACAGGCUUCAAUAAUUCACAUCAGGACUAUUCUUAUGCAGGCUUUGGCCAGGGACAAUAUGCACAUUAUUAUAACAAUUCUGGAUACCCUUCUCCUUAUAUGACAAGCAACAAUAGCAGUCCAACAACUCCUUCGACCACCACAACAUACCAGCUCCAAGAUUUACCAACUGUCACAAGCCAAGCUGUUACAGAUUCUGCUACAGGAGAGUUUGGUACAAUCCACAGUUCUUCAACAUCCAUUAAAGAUUCAGAAUUGGAUCGAUUGCGUCGAGCUUCAGAUGGAAAGUCACGUGGCAGAGGCAGAAGAAAUAAUAACCCUUCACCUCCCCCAGACACUGACCUUGAGCGAGUGUUCAUAUGGGACUUGGAUGAAACAAUCAUUGUUUUUCACUCCUUGCUCACAGGGUCCUAUGCGAAUAGAUAUGGAAGGGAUCCACCUACAUCAGUGUCACUUGGGCUGCGAAUGGAAGAGAUGAUCUUCAACCUGGCAGAUACACAUCUGUUUUUUAAUGAUUUAGAAGAAUGUGAUCAAGUUCAUAUCGACGAUGUAUCAUCAGAUGAUAAUGGGCAGGAUUUGAGCACUUAUAACUUUGCUACAGAUGGCUUUCAUGCUGCAGCAACUAGUGCAAAUCUUUGCCUAGCAACUGGUGUGCGUGGCGGAGUUGAUUGGAUGCGGAAGUUAGCUUUCCGCUAUCGACGAGUAAAAGAAAUAUAUAACACCUACAAAAAUAAUGUUGGAGGUCUCCUUGGUCCAAAUAAAAGGGAAUCAUGGUUGCAGUUGCGAGCAGAAAUUGAAGCUCUAACAGAUUCAUGGCUAACACUUGCACUGAAAGUCCUCACACUCAUUCAUUCAAGGUCAAACUGUAUAAAUAUUUUAGUAACCACAACACAAUUGAUACCUGCUCUUGCCAAAGUCUUGCUGUAUGGAUUAGGAAUUGUUUUUCCAAUUGAAAACAUAUAUAGUGCAACCAAAAUAGGGAAAGAAAGCUGCUUUGAACGUAUAAUUCAAAGGUUUGGCAGAAAAGUAGUGUAUGUUGUUGUGGGAGACGGUGUGGAAGAAGAACAAGCAUCUAAAAAGCACACCAUGCCCUUCUGGAGGAUCUCAAGCCACUCUGACCUUAUGGCCUUACAUCAUGCCCUGGAAUUGGAGUACUUGUAGCAGUACUUUGAAAUGUAGCUCUCCACCCUCACUAUUUGUAGGCUACAAUAUCUCUGUGUCUUCUGGCAGCUUCUGACUCCAAACUGUGUGAUGUGUCCCAAGUGUUGACAUACAGCUGCAAUUUGUCUUAACCCUUGACCAAUCUUUAAAUGGAGGCAAAUUAAUCCAUGGCAAAGCUGCUGAUGGCUCGUAAGACUGUGGAGGUUAUACAAUGAAAAGCCAUUACAAUGUUCAACAGCCCUGUUGCUACUGCAGUGCUGCAAGAAAAUGGAUCUGAAAAUCUGAAGAAAAUGGAUCUGAAAAGAUGCUUAGCUCUCACCGAUUAUAUGGUCCUCAGAACAAAUGGUAUGGAUAAUGCUUUAAGCAUUGACAGUCAUCACUCUAAGGCCUCUUUAAAGAAAAAUACAUUUUUACCUUAAGGAAUUUAAAACUUACACUGAAAACUGAGUUGGACAAAUGCUGGCAGCAUCUUUUACUUGUGGACAUGUUUUGUUUCUUUACUGAUAUCCAGGGUUCUCUGUUAUAAUUUAUGAACUGUUGUAUGUUAACAUCAUUUAUGAAGGUACUUAAAUUAGAAUUUUUGCCAUUUGACACAAAGAGCACAUUUGAUUCUGUCAAGUCACGAAGUAGUUUACAGAAAAUUUGUUCUCUUAUAAUUUAAGAUAACUUCAGUUUGCUAAGACAAUCAUGUACAGAAAAUGUCAUUUUGUGUAAAUUUGUAUUCAGGCAAUUCUUUUACAUAUUGUUAAGGCAAAUGCAAUUGAAAGGUAACAAUGCCUUGUUUGUGAAGUGUCAGUGUGGAGGGGUAUUGUGCGCACAUAAAACAGUGCUGUGCCUUAUCAAAAUGUUGGUGUGUUAAAGUGCAACUUUUUGUUGGGUAAAUAUGUAGAUAAUGGAAUUUUUGUGAUUAUUUUGUAAAGACCAAAAGCUUGAAUGUCAAGUGUCAAGAUUUACUCCUUUUUCUGUAGCUUUCUCAUUUCCCCAAAUUACUUGUAUCCAUCUUUCUGCAAACAAAUAAAUGAAAUACUCCAGUUGAAUAAAGUCAAAAAUAAUUCCUUGCUCUCUUCACACGCAAAUAAUGUAGAUGAUACAGUAUAUAUUUUUAUUAUAAAAGUUGUUUUCAUUUAUUAACAAUGGGAAUGAAAAUUACUAUAAACUUACGGCCUUGUAGUGUCUACAUUCUUUUGUAUGAAAAUACAUUAGCAGAGGAACAUUUAGAUUUUUUGGAACAAAAGCUGUUAGAACAUUAUAGAAUUUUGCUUGUACAAUUAGACCUGAUCCAUUUUGGUAUUGUCCAUUUUUCACCUGAAAUAUUAACAUACUUGGCUGUCAACUGAGAUUUUUCUUCGGGCUACUUACAGUAGAUGCAACUUUUAUUGUAAUCCCUGAAAUUUACACUUUCUCCCUCUCUGUGAUCACUGCAAAAGGAACUUUGGUUCUGAUGUUUUAUACCUCAGGUACUUAAUAGUCUUAUUUCUUCAUAAAGUUCCACACAGAUAUCCAUUACAGCAACUGCAAGAAAUUGUUUGUAAGUACGAAAAAAAUUCUACCUCUUCAGGAGGGGAUUUCUUAGAUGGAUACAGCUGCUGGAAAGAUUAUGGUGAACUGUUUUAACUACUCGGGAAUUAAACAUUUGCAGAAAAAUAUCAAGAAUAAAAAAAAACUGUGGACUAUGAUUUUGUUUUUUCAAUCAGAAUGACUGGAAACCAACAGAUCACCUGCGCCUCACUACAAGAAAAAAGUGUGUUGUAUCUGCAAAAUAUCUGUACAGACCUUUCUCAUGAAUUGUGUGUUUAAAUUAAUAAAAAUCAAUUUGUGAAAUGAUGGUGUAUGCACUUUUGAA
Rhincodon typus (whale shark) is the source of this 3703-nucleotide messenger RNA. RefSeq names its product EYA transcriptional coactivator and phosphatase 1 (gene eya1). The coding region runs from base 112 to 1860 and encodes 582 amino acids. Gene Ontology annotation, molecular function: protein tyrosine phosphatase activity. The record is from RefSeq and is a predicted model, not a curated record. NCBI's taxonomy places the organism in Eukaryota, Metazoa, Chordata, Chondrichthyes, Orectolobiformes, Rhincodontidae. Gene Ontology annotation, biological process: cell differentiation; negative regulation of extrinsic apoptotic signaling pathway in absence of ligand; multicellular organism development. The transcript has 17 exons. Gene Ontology annotation, cellular component: nucleus.